This is a messenger RNA of Ambispora leptoticha, 896 nucleotides long. Lineage: Eukaryota; Fungi; Glomeromycota; Glomeromycetes; Archaeosporales; Ambisporaceae. The record is from the annotation of a GenBank genome assembly.
ACCCACCACCAGCACAAGCGACGUCAUCUUCAAAUCUUCCAGCUUCAACAACAUCAACAUCUUUUCCGCCCUUAUUUUCCUCACUUAAUCUUGACGAUGUACUUCGUCCUACUGUACUACAUUCUGAUCCAUUAUUUCCCUCCUCUACUUUAUCACAAUUACAGUCAUCGUCAUCGCCACAACAGCAGUCUACCAGGACCAUAAUGUUUCCAUACAUUUUUAACGACUACAUUUCAAAUCUUUACAAUUUCACCACAAAUGUCCCUAAUAGUUUUCUCACAUUUAUCCACAGCCUAUUACACUAUUCGAGUACCGAGAUGCUCGAGCUCCUGUUGUCGAAUUUGAUGUUGAGCCCGGAAGAAUGGAUACGGUCUGAUACCCAAAUCUUGUACUUGUGUGCUUUGUUGGGGCCGGUGUUUUAUCGAAUGGAUAAAGCUCCGUAUAUAAAAGAGUUCCUGUUAAAUAUAUUGCACCUGCUUCAUCAUGUCACCUCAUCGAAUAUGCGUACUGAAGAUAUCACUACUGGACAGAGUACUCUGGCACUUGAGCAAAUCUAUGAUUUUUUACAUCAUGUGAAACCACUGAUUGCUUCAGAUCAUCAUGUCAUUUUACGUAUCCAGAAUAUUGUGCGGCUUAUGAAACCGUCCAUUCAAAAUCGGUUAUGUGGUUUAAAAAAACAAGAUCUUGAGGCAUUGAGAGUAAGUUUUCACCCAGCACCAUUUGAGAAUCUUGUCCCUCCUGCCGCUCAAGAUACGAUUACUUUCCCGGAGAAAUAUGUCCUCCCUCAAAUCGACCGUAACAUACUUGCCUCGCUGAAUAUUGAUAACCUCGAUAAUACAAACAAAAUUAUGGAUGCUUCUGUCAAGACAUUCAUCGCAAAAAUGAAACGUGUCUAG